AUGUUGUUUGUAUCCCGACAGGCGUACACGGCGGAAAAGAGCGGACAGUUUCCCAACCAUGCUUUAGCCCCACAAAUCCGGGAAUGGCGUUGCGACUUGACAGCGCUCUCACAACGGUACAAUAUCUAUCUUGUCGCGUCCAACGACGUCAUACAUGUCUACCAGCCAAGCUUCCCCGACCAGAGUCUAUCUGAGCCUGAGCUUGUCAUCCACCCCCCAUCAACUGGCCAGACCGGACCAGGUAUAUUUGCAGACAACCACCGGUCAAUCAAUCGAAUCCUUGUGGACUACCUUGGUAAUGAGGAAAUCCUUCUACUAGCCCGCGACGACGGCGAUGUGGUUGGUUAUCGAACAGAAGAGAUCCAUCGAGCUUUAGAACGGCGGACCACCAAAGACGAGCCUGCUAGUGAGGACGAUAUCCAUUGCUUUCUUCUUCGUAAUGUUGGAGCAAGCGCUUGGGGAUUAGCAGUACAUCGAGAGGCUCGUAUCAUUGCUAUCAGCGCCAACACACACUGCAUUACCGUUAUUGCAUACGCGCUUGCACUACGAGAUGCUGACCCAACGAGAGAAACCGAGAAUGUCUUUACUCUCCAAGCUAGGGGCAACAUCCCCUCCAUAACUUUCAACGACGAAUCAGGAAACUUCCUUCUGAGCUGCAGCAUCGACGGGGAAACCAUCUUGUGGAAUUUGCGCGAUCGCACCUGGGUAUCGCUUAUCAAACCUUCCAACCCCUUCCUCAUCAUCACAAAAGAGGAGAUUUUCCUCUUCCAAAGCCCUCAGGUGAAGCAAGGACAGAGCCGCCCAGAAUGCGUCGUUACAAUGCGUCGGCCACUACAUCCGGGCGAAUGGUCACUCGAUCUCGUGCCUGAAGAUCGCCAUUGUUACUUUGCACAAAUACCAGAGUUGGGCGUGUUUCUUGUCGGUUCUCCAAUCGGUCGCGUUGGAGUGUUUACCUUGUACUGGACCAAGGAUGAGGGUAAUCCCCAACCAAGAUAUGGGUUCAAACUCGAGUAUUUGUUGCCGUUCAGAGAGAAGAACGAGAAUAUGGUAGUGGGUAUGUACCUAGAGUCACGGUUGGCUGGUGUGGCUGUUGCACCUGUACAAGGCAUGUUUGAUCAAACAAGUGAUCCAGAUCCAGAAGAUCGAGAGGAACAAGUGCUACAACCGAGAAGAUGGCGUGUUUUGCUGCACUACACGGACUCUAUGGUAUUGAGCUUUGAGCUGUCGAAACGGAAAACGAGUGAGGCGCCUAGUCUAGAUGAGAUUAUCGUCUAG
Pyrenophora tritici-repentis Pt-1C-BFP is the source of this 1275-nucleotide messenger RNA. The record is from RefSeq and is a predicted model, not a curated record. Lineage: Eukaryota; Fungi; Ascomycota; Dothideomycetes; Pleosporales; Pleosporaceae.